This is a messenger RNA of Mercenaria mercenaria, 2929 nucleotides long. RefSeq names its product fibroblast growth factor receptor 3-like. Gene Ontology annotation, biological process: homophilic cell-cell adhesion; dendrite self-avoidance; axon guidance. The record is from RefSeq and is a predicted model, not a curated record. The transcript has 9 exons. NCBI's taxonomy places the organism in Eukaryota, Metazoa, Mollusca, Bivalvia, Venerida, Veneridae. The coding region runs from base 392 to 1429 and encodes 345 amino acids. Gene Ontology annotation, cellular component: axon; plasma membrane. Gene Ontology annotation, molecular function: cell-cell adhesion mediator activity; calcium ion binding.
GAUAAAGAUGGAAAUAUCGACAGGAGCCUCGUUACCGCCUAUACAGUUACCCUCGUGCCGGAUAUUCCCAUCUUUACCCGCAACCAGGGAAAUAUUCUUAUAAUAUUUAUGGUAUAAUAUGUUAACAUCAUACAAAGAUACAUUCUUCUGUUUAUUUGAAGCAUGCUAUGUCCAAAUUAUGUGAUUGACUUUAGUCAAAAACAGAUCUGUUAGAAAAUACACAAAUGAAUAAUUGUUCGGAUAUACCAUUUAAGCAUCUACCGGUUCACCACCGAUAUUCAAGCAGAUUCCUUUUAAAGAUGCUGUAGCACUAAAAGACGGAUCGCACAAAUUCUUAUGCAGAGUAAGAGGUGUCCCAAAACCAUUUAUAGUUUGGUACCAUGGAAACGAAAUGUUAUCACAGAACAAAAGGAUCAAAAUCGGGAAAUAUUCCAUGCGAAUUAACAACUUAAAUCAGUCUGACAGCGGGAAAUAUGCGUGUAAAGUUUCAAACCAAUAUGGUGUAAUCUGGGGAAACUUCAGUUUACAAGUGGUCAGAAAUGGAGAAGAAGUUCGUAUUCCAGGGAAAUAUGAAUAUCACGAUGAGUUUGCAGAUCUAAAAGGGCCUCCUCAGUUUAAGAAAAGGUUGAACCAAGUUAAUUUAAUGACUAGAAUGGCAACAGGCUCGGUAGAUCUCGAUUGUGAUGUCCUUGCUUACCCCGCAGCUAGGAUAACCUGGUGGAAAGACGGACACAAAAUUCAAGCAUUGUCAGGAAAGUAUAUAUUUGACGGUUAUAAGCUGAAGGUAAAGUCACUGACCUUUGAAGACACUGGUAAUUACACUUGUACCGUAUGGAACGAGUACGGUUCUGUCAAUUGGACAACAAAAAUAGAAGUACAACGACAGAGAAUUGCGAUCGCACCAAUUAUGGAAGAUAUAAAGAACCAGACUGCAAUGAUCGGCAGCAAUGUCACUUUCACAUGUCAGAUAGUGUGGAGCGAUUUACAGCCACUUUUACAGUGGCUUCGACACUUUAAGGAAAAUGAUUCAUUUGUAAACGAUAGAGGAGAACCGUAUGUUCAAAUUCUUCAAUCGAGAGGGUUUACAAGUACAAUUGAUGACCCGCAACACCUUGUUCUACGUAAUGUGACGAAGGAAGAUCAGAGUUGGUACACAUGCCUAGUUGCCAACACAGUUGGUAUGAACUACAGGAGUGCAUGGCUUACUGUUAAAGAAGGAUGUGAAGUUAACAAUGGUAACUGUCACACCUAUGCAACGUGUGACCACGGUGAAGGGAUGAGCAAUUGCAAGUGCAAGCUUGGAUACACCGGCGACGGACACACGUGCACUAAUAUAGACGAGUGCUCAGGAGCAUUCUAUCCAUGCCUGCGAGACUACACAUGUGAAGACAGAGACCCAGGUUAUUUUUGUGCACCAAUUAUGCCCUAAUAUGUAUCACCUGAAGACUAUAUAUGCCGCCUAUAUUGACAGUAUCCUGAUGUCAGACACAAGAGGAUUAUAUAUUUUAACUGUAUGCACGAUUCAUGUAAAGGGGAAAUAGUACCCAACUCUUUUAUUUUAUAUUACACUCUUCUCUCGACUAUUUGUAACGUAUAUAUAUUUCUUAAAAUCAGCCAACAAUUGAAAGAGAUACGGAUUUUAAGAAGAUAAAGGACUACGAUUUUAAAACUCCCUGAAUUGAAUGACUUGAGAUUAUAAGGCAGACGGAUUGAACUUCAAAACAUGUUUUCGUUAUCAAAAAAGACGCGUGACCUUCGGCAAUAUAAUCAGUUUGUUCGACGCCGUCAAGUAUAUGGGAUACACUUUUAUUUUGGACCAUGUAAAGAUGGUAAUGAAUAGUUUCGAAACGAUAAACAGAACACUGUGAAUAAUAUGUUAAGGACCCAUGAUAUUGCACAAUAGAUUUUAGAAAAUGAACAAAAAAUGACAAAAAGAAAACAUCAAAAAUGUAUGUAAUGCAAAUUAUUACCGGAUAUAAAACAAUGUGCUUUUUCAUUCCUCUCCUUAUUUGUAGAGCAGAAAAUUAUUUUUAUUUAAACUUUCGUCAAAAUGUUGAUCCGAUUUAUUGAUAAGGGACGUUUCCCUUGAAGUAAAAUAUGUUUUCCAAAUAUCCAAUGAAAUUGUAGGAAAUGACAUUACCAGAUCUGGUGAACUUUAUCAGUGAAUAGAAAGCACUACAUUAUGAGCCACAACUCUGAAAUAAUUAUCUUUCAGCAUUUCCUCAUUUCCAGACAAACUACAUUUAUGUGAAACUUCAUACACAUGCACCUGCAUAUAAGAACUUUCCACAGGUGCUGCCUGUGAAAUAAUUAAUUCAGUUUUGUGUGUAAAGGGUUCACCUACUCGCAAUGUCAAUGCCAUGGUAGGUAGAUGAUUUGUAUUGCAUGGUAAUACUUCUUUAUCAUGUUUAUUCUUGACUGUUUCUAACAGUUUAUAAUAUAUAUUGUGUUGCUAAUGUUGAUGAUUUGUAACCGGUCAGACUAAUACAGUAAUGGUAAUUUCUCAUAUUGCAGUAAAUAUACUUGGCGGCGUCUUUGAUGAUUGCAUCAAUGCAUUUCCUUGUUUCAUUUGGUCUGUACAAUUAUUCUUUUAGUGUGUCCAAUAGUAGACUUCAUAUGUUGAAUAAUGGAAUAAUAACACAUAAUAUUAGCUGAAAAUAUUGCUGAACGACUUCUGCUUAAUAUACAGGGAUUAUAUGUGUCUUUCAGUUAAGUAUUUUUUAUUUUUAAUUACAUACAAACAGUCGUCAACCAUUAGUUGAGUGUUUUGUAAUUCUGAAAUUUCUCGCGAUAUAAGAGGUUAAUGAUGGUCGCAAAUUACAUGAAUGGUGACGGUUGUAAAUACUGUAAAGAUAGAAUGUACUCUCAUUCCAAAUUUUCAAAAGGCUGUAAUGCAAGGUUUCAGAUUAAAAACGAAUCAUUUUUUCAA